AUUGUCUCCGCUAGGAUGCUCUCGGAUUCUGGUGAAUGAACUGAACACAGUUACGCCGGUAGUUGCUGUGGCUACGGAAAUGUGUCAUCGCGGGCAGCCACAAGCGCCAGCCGAGUCGAGGCAGACGCGCUCCGAGAACUUGAGGUUUGCGGUGUGGUGUGGCGCGAUGCAGCCUGCUCUUGAGAUACCAGCUACGUCAGCGCUGACAGCACCAAAUAGUUAUGUUUAAAUGGAGCAGCGACGAACGUAUUGGCACGGAUCUUCAGAUUAAGAGGUGAUCUGAGAAGCCUAUGGUGAUUUAAAUUAUCUGCAGGAUUUUCAAGAGCGAUUAAUAAGGCCUAUAAUCACCUGACGAUAUCAACGAUGUGACCGAGAUCCUUACCACAACCUACGCGAUUUCCUGCACCAGGUCCCGAGGAGAGGUGCAUCGGUUGCAGAGAGUUUGAAGCGUACCGACCUCAUCCUCCACCUUCGCCGAAGAGGAAGACUGGUGCCUCCUGGCUCUUUCUGCCCACACCAGAGGUGCCAUGCAGGGAUAGCAGGCACUGAGCAGGGCACCAAGGUCACAGGGAGGAGUGAGGGGCAGUGAGAGUGGGCACUGCAGCGGGCACCAGGGCAGGAAGCACCUAUCGCUGGGCACUGCUGCCCUACCAGAGGAGUCGGGCACAGGCACGAGCGUUGGCGCGGGCGAAGGCUCUGUAGACGAUGACCAGCCUUUUCCACCGCACCGUAUCUAGGUCCCAUGGCACCAGCUCUCACCGCAGCGCUAGAGGGGGCGCGCAGCUCAACAACAACAGCGCCACCACCAGGCCGCGGCGGGUGGUGCACCGGCUGGAGUUCAACCAGGCCAUGGGCGACUUCAGGACCAUGUUCCCCGGCGUGGAGCGCCAGGUGAUCGAGUGCGUGCUGUGGGCCAACAACGGCGUGGUGGAGGCCACCAUCGAGCAGCUGCUGCAGAUGAGCAUCAGCGGACAGGCCACAGAUGACAGCUCCGACUCAGAGGACAGCAUACCGCCAGAGAUCCUAGAGCGCACCUUAGAGCCAGACAGCUCAGACGAGGAGGCCCCGCCCGUCUACGCCCCUCCCUCCUAUGACAUGCACAUAUAUGACAGGACGUACCCCGCUGACGUCCCCAACACGCCGCCGCCCAGGUUUGAUGCCCAUCCCCCAACCGGGCACCAGUCAAGGACUGGCUACAGGAACUGGAACCCGCCUUUGCUUGGCAACCUCCCAGACGACUUCCUGCGUAUCCUGCCCCAGCAGCGUGAUAGUCUGCAGCGUUCCCACAGCAAUCUCUCCCAGCCUUCCUCCUCCUCCUCUUCCUCCCUGUCCUCCCUGUCUCAGCCCCCGGUGCUCGGUGGGGGUGCGGUGCAGGGGGAUGUGUGCGGCGAGCAGGAGAGGAUUCUGGGACGGCACCUGGAGGACGAUGAGGACCGGAGGUUGAGGCAGUACCUGGAGGAUGAGCGCGUCGCCCUCUUCCUGCAGAAUGAGGAGUUCAUGAGGGAACUACAGCGCAACCGGGACUUCCUCAUCGCCCUGGAGAGAGGAGACAGCUGUGCAUCAGGCUCUGGUGAGGCCUGCCCCUCCGCCUCCGAUGACGCUCAGUUCCGUGACAAACUCAAGCACAUGGGCAAAUCCACAAGGAAGAAACUGCUAGAAGUUGCAAGAUCUUUCUCAGAGAAAACCCGAAGGAGAAAGACGAAGAAGAAGGCCCUGCUGAAACAUCACUCACUGGGCUCUGCUGCCUCCACUGCCAACCUCCUGGACGAUGCAGAUGGACCCCCGUGUGAGGGGGGUGGCCAGCUCAAGACACCAGACAAUCAGGAAGAGGAGGAACAAAACAAGGAAGUACUCUCAUGAUUGUUCCGUCUAGUUCAUGACCUCUUUGACAAUGACAGCCUUGGCUCUCUGUGUCUGACACAUCCACUUAAACCUGAAAUCUUGUUCCAUGGAACUCAACUCAAGCCUCAGUGUGCUGACAAAGCCUACAUCAUCUCACAUCAGGAAGAGAAAGGUGCGCAACUUAAUACAGUGUGAAUACUGCUUUAGAAAAUCCUUUUAUUAUUAAGAGAACAAAUAUACAUUUUCCUGUUACCCCAUCUCAACGAUUGGACUUGCUGCUUUGGGUGAGUUUGGAGUUGUGCAAGGCAGCGAGAUCCCAUAUCUCUCCUCUCUGAGGUAUAAACCCACAGUACAAGCAAAUAUGGACGCUUGUUUACUCACCAAACUUUUUCUAAUGGCAUUCAUCCCCAGGACAGUAGAUCAUAUUUUUUCCCAGAAACAGUAUGAACAUUUUACACAAAAUCUGGACUCGUUCACUUUUCAACUCACCAACCCUGUCAUUAACUCAAUUGUCAUUAACUCCAUUGUCAACAUUACAAAAUGAAGCUGAUAAGUUUACAUUUACAUGUAUUCAGUUGGCAGACACUCUUACCCAAAGCGAUUCACAAUUGAGGAACAACUUAUCCACAAAGUUAUCCAACUGUAACCAUGUAGGCCUUAAGAACAGCCCUAAACUGAAGAAAACCCCAAAGAUUAGAGUAUGGUAUCCAGGGGUAACAAAAGUUCAAUCAUUUGGGUUUAGCUGUGGGUGUGCUGACAUUGCCUUGUGUCUAUGAGGUGCUUAUUUACCUAAAGCACAGUCAUCAAUCGCCCCUCUUUCUUCCUGUUUGUUUGUUUGUUUGAUUGAUUUUCUUUAUUUGUUAGUUUUUGGGUUUGUGAUAUCAUUGUCAUGUUCACAUGCCCAGCUAACAGCUAAUGUUUGCUUUCAGAAAAACAGUAUGCUGAAGCUCAUAGUAGGACGUAUAUAGACACUGGAAAAUGUCAUUGGAAAGUCCUGAGUGUGUCUUAUAUAGCAUAGCCACCAACCCAAUUUAGGGUGUCUGUUUGGUAGUAUGCAUACUCAAUCAAACUUCAAUCAAAGCAAAAUAUACACAGGAAAUCAGAGAUUUCAUAAUUGUUUUUUAUUAUUAUUGAUUUAUUUUGGGCAUCUCUAGUCUUUAUUGACAGGACAGUGAAGAGCAGACAGGAGAUCAGAGGAGAGGGAGUGGGCUUGAGAAAUGACCUCGGCUCGAACCUGGGUCUUCGUGGGAACUAGCUCCGUGUGUGAUAUGGGUAGUCAUGGGAACUAGGCCCGUGUGUGAUAUAGGAUUGUCGUGGGCACUAGGCCCGUGUGUGACUCCCCCCAUAAUUGGUGCUCAUGUUUUUCACAUCUGCUUUGGUCUCACAUACACACACUCAACACACCCUCUUUGCUUUGGUCUCACAUACACACACUCAACACACCCUCUCAGGCUGCGGUUUCUGUUGAGUGGAGUUGAUGAUGACAGUGGCAUGUAUAUACAUUUAUGUGUAAAUUCCAUAUGUGGGAAGAAUAUUACCAACAGAUGCAGUCUGCUGUUAUGAUAGUUUUACUUCUCAGGGAGAAUCUCUUGCUAUAUUUUUGAUUUCUGCUGCUGAAAUUAUAUUUUAAACAUGUAUAUCCUUAAAGAAAAUAAAAAUUGAAUAUUAACCUCA
This is a messenger RNA of Clupea harengus (Atlantic herring), 3516 nucleotides long. Its product is annotated as CUE domain-containing protein 1-like. Lineage: Eukaryota; Metazoa; Chordata; Actinopteri; Clupeiformes; Clupeidae. Gene Ontology annotation, molecular function: ubiquitin binding. The record is from RefSeq and is a predicted model, not a curated record.